This is a messenger RNA of Cryptosporidium ubiquitum, 1716 nucleotides long. Its product is annotated as epsin like ENTH domain-containing protein. The record is from RefSeq and is a predicted model, not a curated record. Gene Ontology annotation, cellular component: trans-Golgi network membrane. The transcript has a single exon. The coding region runs from base 1 to 1716 and encodes 571 amino acids. Lineage: Eukaryota; Apicomplexa; Conoidasida; Eucoccidiorida; Cryptosporidiidae.
AUGUUGGAUAAAGGACUUCUUCAAUCAAUAUUUGGUUCGGAUUCAGCCUCAGCACCUUCAGGCUACCAGUUGAAUGAGGUAACAAAUUUGAGUUAUAUGCAAGAAGGUAUUUGUAGUUAUUUGGAGGACUAUUUAAUUAAGAAAUUGAAAAGAAAUGAUCCUAAAGUAAAGUUUAAGUCAUUAAGGUUGAUAAAGCAUCUCUGUGAGAAUGGAAAUCCAACUUUUAAAAUACUGGCACAACGCCAUGCAAAUCAAAUAAGAUUAUGCCAAAGUUAUAAGGGUCCAUUUGAUCCUGUAUAUGGGGAUACUCUAUCAGAAUUAGUUAGGGAAGAGGCAGUUCAAUGUUUAAAAUCCAUAUUUAGUAGUAAUAACAGAAUUGAUGGAAGUAUUAAAGUUGGUAAUCAAACUAAGGGACUUGGACAAAGAGCUAAUGAGCUUUCCAAUAGUAGUUAUAAAGAUAGAAUCCAUGGAUUUGGAAACCCAAACUUUAUUGAUAAAAUAGAGCAAGAUAGUGACUCAAUGGACAUUUCUCAGAUUGGAAGUUCUAUUGUAUACAAUGCAAAAAUAGGUCACUAUAAUCAAGUUGUUGACGAUCUUUCUGAGUUGGUACUGAAAGUACUGCCUAAUAAGUUAAUUAAUGGCAUUUCAAACUAUUAUGGAGGAAACUAUAAAGAUACAAUCAGACCUGUGAAUAAUAAUUAUCAGAAUAAACCUGCAUUUCGUCGGGAUUUUAGAGAUGGUUUCUUUAAUGAUGAAAUCUCAAGAGGAGUAACCAACUCUCAAAGCUAUCAAACUUCAACCUGUAAACAAGGAAACUUUACUGAAUCCAAAAUAGAAGAACAUAAAACUCAUUCAAAACCUACAGUAAUAGUGGAAAGUCAAAACGUUUCAAAUAGUAAUACAUUAGAGAUCCAUUUUGUUGAGAAUUACUGCUCAACAAAAGGACUAAUUCUGAAUCCCUCCAAUGAGCUUCUUCAAAAUAGCAUUAAAGAAAUCCAAAAAUUAGAUAUCCCCAUUGUUAUUAAGAUGCUACAUAACAAACUAAUUGAUCUAAGUAAUACUGGUUCCAAUUGUUUAAAGAAGGAUAAUGAAACUCAGAACAGUGGCAUUGAUUACCAAACUGAUAAUCAUUAUACUGAUAUUAAUGAACAACACAACUCUCCUUGUACUUCAAAUCAUUUAUUAAACUUAAAAUCAGAGGGUAACUUCAAAAUAAUUUAUAAAAUUCUGUGUCUCAUCCUUUCUAUGCUUGAAACAAACCAAAACACCAAAAAACACGUUAUUGAAUAUGUUAAUGACGACUUUACACACCUUCUUAAUCAAAUUUCAGCCACUAACAUUCAUUGUAGGAGGAAAGUCAAACAAAUUAUUGAAACCCUUGGUGCCGAUGCAUGUAUGCACGCCCCACACUGCCCGCCAGAAGUUGAGUUAACAAACAAUUUAAUAGAUUUUAGUACAGAAAAUAAAGUCUUUAAGUCCGAUGAAGAUUUCAAUUCAAUGAUUGAUUUGACAGAUUCAUUAUUAACGUUAUCACAUCAGACCCAGGAGAAUUCUGACAAAAAAAACAAUCUAUUUAAGAACUUAUCGAUCAAGAAUCACUCAAAUAAAAGUGGAGUGAUCAUAAAUUCGAAGAGGCAACAAAAGGACGAACAAACUAAAGAUUUUGGGUCAAAAAAAAAUGUGGAAAAGUCUCUAAUAGACUUGGGGAUAUUAUAG